AUGCGAUCAAUAUUAAUUCUUUUACUUAUUGUAUUUGUUUUGAGCAGCACAUGUGCUCGUAACAUGACACUUAAUCAGCAUUGGAAAAUAUGGAAAAAUCAAUUUAAUAAAAGUUAUCCUAAUGUUGAAGAGCGUCUUCGUCGUGUUAUUUGGGAAAAUAAUUUGAAAACUGUGGAAGAAUAUAAUCGUCAAGCUGAUGUUGGUAUCUAUACAUAUUGGCUUGGAAUGAAUCAAUUUGAGGAUUUAACUAACGAAGAAUUUGUAAAAUUAUUAAAUGGUUUUCAUAAUUGGCGGGAUAAAGGUGUUGUAGUUCCAGUUAAAGAUCAAGGUCAAUGUGGAUCACCUUGGGCAUUCGCAGCAGUUGGUUCAAUUGAAAGUGCAUAUGCGAUUAAAACUGAAAAACUUGUUUCACUUUCUGAACAACAAUUAAUUGAUUGUUCUACUUUACUGGGAAAUAGGGGUUGUUAUGGUGGAUCAAUGACUGUAGCUUUCCAAUAUAUCCAAGAAGUUGGUGGUAUUGAAGCGAGUGAUACUUAUCCAUAUAAAGCAAUUGAAAACACAUGUACAUUUAAUACAUCAAAAGUUGUCGUUAGACUGUGUGGAUCUGUUAAUAUUUCAUUUGGAAGUGAAGCAGCACUUCAACAAGCAGUUGCUUUACUUAAACCCGUAGCAGCUUCUGUUGAUGCUAGUCAGAACUCAUUUCAGUUCUACAAAAGUGGCGUUUAUAAUGAGCCAGAUUGUUCACAAACUAAACUUGACUAUAGUAUGCUUAUUAUUGGUUAUGGAAAUGAAUCGGGUAAAGAUUACUGGCUUUUGAAAAACAGUUGGGAUGUAGGUUGUGGUGCACAAGGUUAUAUUAAAAUGACACGUAAUAGAAAUAAUCAAUGCGGCAUUGCCACGUUGGCUAGUUAUCCAAUUCUUUGCUAA
Molecule: messenger RNA, 927 nt
Organism: Adineta steineri
Lineage: Eukaryota; Metazoa; Rotifera; Eurotatoria; Adinetida; Adinetidae
Source: the annotation of a GenBank genome assembly